Penaeus indicus is the source of this 6936-nucleotide messenger RNA. RefSeq lists its product as uncharacterized. The coding region runs from base 151 to 4155 and encodes 1334 amino acids. The transcript has 17 exons. The record is from RefSeq and is a predicted model, not a curated record. Lineage: Eukaryota; Metazoa; Arthropoda; Malacostraca; Decapoda; Penaeidae.
CCAAAGCUCUUUGAGCUUGCGGCAGAUGUCAAGCUUCAAUCCAGGAAUUUCAGUGCAGCCAUUGCCUUGUACAAGCACUCAAGGUGUCCUCAUGUGAAGUGCUCAAUCAAGUUUGCUGGCCAAGGGCUAGUAACAGAGUUUCUCACCUACAUGGGAACACUGACCAGUGGCGUGAGUGGGCCAGACCUUGGGGUGGAAGAGCGCCGUAACCUGGCUAACCUCGCCAUCAUAUGUCAUUUGCACCACCUGUGUCUUCCAGGCUCACACAAGCCACCUCAGCAGCAACAAGCCUUGAGAAACUUGCUUCUUUUCCUUAGGGACAAUCAGUACUAUGAUGAAGUACUGGCACUCGCUCUGGCUGCUGGCUCCUGGCGCUGGGAGACCCUGCAAUACCUGGCUGCUUCACGAGGCCUCUAUCUUGAAAAACUACAGCUUUUGAUGGCAUCACAGGCAUCCCCUAUUCUAGACUCAAUUGAACUUGACCAGAUGGGAGGCCAGACCACCAUUGACAGCAUCUCUCCCCUGGCACGAGAAAGGGAGGCUGGCUAUCUGCACUGUGUUUCAGACCCAGAGCUACGUCAGGUCCUCCUCACUCGUCCAACACUGGCACGAAGACACAUUGCCCUCGUGCUGGGGUUGCUCUCUACUCUCGAGGUCCCUGUCCUCCGCCGUCUGGCUGACCUAUACAAUCCAACGCAGCCAGCUAUAAGGCCAUUCCUACAGACAACCAAUGGAAAAAAACAGGCAUUUCUUCCUUUAUCAUCAAUGGUUCACAACUCUUGUCUGCUUGCUUAUGGUAGUGAAGAGCUGGUGUCAGUUGAAGCUUUUGUUGAGGUAUUCCUUUCCAUCAUCAUCCAUCUAAACCAAAGAAGAGGUUGGAUGUACAAUCCUGAGCUCCUAACCUACAAAGUGGAAAUUCCAAAAGAGAUUGUACCAGUGCCAGUGGAUAAAGUACAUCAUCAGGUGUUGGCAUGUGGAUAUGGUCACACUUCACUGAUUAUUGGUGAUGUUCUCUAUACAUGGGGCAGGCCAGACUAUGGUGUUUUGGGCCAUGGGUCUCGAUGCACCACAAACCCUAAGCUUGUAUCAGGUGUGAACGUCUUUCUCCCAGAAGAUCAGGAGCCAAACCUCAAUGGCACCGUCCCCCAUCUUGUAUCUGGCACCAGCCCUUUGACGCCGCUCAUGAAUGGCAGAAGCCAGGCUAGCUUAGUUUCUGAUGGCUCCGAGCCAAGGAUGGUCGCGUACUUUACCCAGAUGAAGGUGCUGAGUGUGGCUGCAGGAAAGAACCAUAUGCUAGCCAUCACAGAUAAUGGGGUCUAUGGUUGGGGUAAUAGCAGGUAUGGUCAGGUAGGCACAGGUAGCACAGGUCGCUAUCCCAGGCCCACCUUGCUAACAAGUCUUGAGGGGAAGGGCAUCGUGAAUAUUGCCUGUGGGCAGUUCCACUCAAUGGCAGUCAGUGAGGAUGGCAAGCUCUAUACAUGGGGUUGGGGGGUCCAUGGGCAGCUUGGGCAUAGUAGCGUGGAGGAUGUGCAGGUGCCCAUGGCCAUUGAGAGAUUAGCCAAAAAGAAAAUUGUUCUAGCACAAGGUGGUUAUGCACACACUGUGGCCAUGGCCUCAGAUGGGUCUGUGUAUGCAUGGGGCUGUGGGACAUAUGGGCAGUGUGGGAAUGGUGGAAUCAUGAAAGUAACAAGGCCUGAGAGAGUCCCCCUCCCUGGGCCUGCAACACACCUUGCUGCUGGGUACUUCCAGAAUAUUGCUGUAACAAAGAACCACAAAGUGUACACAUGGGGCAAUAAUCCAGCCUGCCUUAGGGUACAGGCUCAGCUGCAACGGCGGGCCCGACUAACGCAGCAAGGUGAAGGGGGGAAGAAAGAGAUAGAGAAUGGCAAAAUGAAUGGUGAGAGCAAAGAAGAAAACACCCCUGACAACAAAGUAGAAAAUAGCUCAGGGAUCACUGGAGAAACACCAGAGUUGCAAUCACUAGAUAAGGAUGGGCUCGGCAAGGCUGUCAGUGGUGCUGCUUCUGAAUCUGGAAGCCAAGGCACACUCAGUGAGGGAGGGGAAGCGGAGGUGAUCCUUGAUGACGGUGAAGACACAAUUGCAACUCUGCCCGAAGAUGAGGAGGAGGCAGAGGGCAAUGGAGGUGCCAAAUCUUUCAUUAUUUCCCCUGAACCCUCUCCAGAGAAGGCAUCUGAGGUCAGGAUAGGGAACGAUGAUGACAGAGAGAAAUCUGAUGAGACCAGCAAUGCGGACAGCACAAACAACAGCCAGAGCUCAAACCCACCUCAAGAAAACACCAGUGAAGGAAAUUCCAACAGUAGUUCAAAUAGUAAUGGGAAUUCACUGUCUUAUAGUGGGAGUAGGGCUGUUACCGCAAACACUGUUCCAUCCUGUGACCCAAGUGACUUGGGCCACCUGUUACCUCAGGAGGUGGAAAUGCCCCAUGGGUUCGGAGCAGUGAGAGCUGUUGCCUGUGGUAGCCAGCAUUCCAUCCUUCUAACUACUCACGGUGCACUCUAUGCCUGGGGAAGGAACAUGUCUGGGCAGUUAGGAACUGGAAACAGGAGAGAGGUUUUGAGCCCAACACGCAUACUGGACGAUGCUUACGUCACCAGCAUUGCUUGUGGGGCUGACUUUACUCUGGCCCUUGAAUCUCAGGGACAGUUGUGGGGAUGGGGAUCUAACUACUAUUCUCAGCUUGGGAAAAGUAACACCCCUGAGGAGGAUAAGGGACAGGCAGGACGUGUGUUCAUGCUCCGCACCACAAAGCGUGUUCUCAAGGUUCCUCAUAGCGUCCACUCAAACUGCGAAACCCCAAGAGUCGUAAACGGCCUCCCACCGCACCCACACCCUCCACCUCAUCACUAUGCAGCGGCCAACAAUAAUCAAGAGAAGCCGACAGGAGGAGCCCACUGGUGGCUGAGCCGAGUCAGACUAGAAGCCGUGGAUGGUCACCAGGAGAGCAAAGGGGGUUCAAAAUCAGAUGAUGUAGACGAUGGAGCUUAUGCCGACCGCACUCUCCACACUGCCCUUACGUUCCUCCAUGGCAGUUACAAUAUCAAGAACCUUACAAGUAUGCUCCAAGAAACAAGAGCUCACCAGGCCCUAGCAACAGUGUACACCCUGGAACGGCAGUACAGUCAGGCUAUGCACCACCACCUCUGUGCUCUCUUGAAACAAAGUGGUGAACUGUACAAGUUGGAAGGAAAAGAGAAAUCAAGCGAGCUUGAGGGAGGAGACAGAGGAGAGAAGGAGGCUAAUUGCUCUAGUCCAGAAAAACACAAUGGUACUCCACCUCCAGAUAAAAGUCUAGUAAGUGAAGCAGUAAGAAUAAUUGAUCACUAUUUGAAACUACAAACAGAAGAGUCACAGACAGGAAUGAGACACGUUCUACAGGAAGGCAUUUCACUCUGGCUCUCACAUUCUUUACCUCUGGCCCAGCUGGAGGACCUUCUCUUGACACACCUUCCUCGUACUGUCUAUCCUCUGGCUCUAUUGCUUUUUGGUGAUGGUGCAGUGACAGACAGCAAAGAGGGGGCAGAGGAUGCUACAGAAGACCCAGCCAUGAAAGUACUUGGUCAGCUUUCCACCAAAUUCUGUCUCAAUCUCUGCUCUUCAGUUAUCAAUCAUCUCCAGGCUGGAGGUGCAGGUGGGGAGUAUGUAGAGCUGUUGGCACAGGUUAGUGGUAUACAGCCCAGUGCUGAUGCCAGCCAGGGUGGCAGGGCUGGCAAUGAGGACUCUAGUCAGCUGGAUUUAGCAGUAGAUGCUCUAAACAAGAAGGCACCUGACACCAUCAAUCUGAACAAGGAAGAUAUUGCCAAACUCCAAAAAGACGAUGCCUUUGUGGGCAAGAAAACAGAGGCAAGAGGCUCCAUAAGUGGGUCCUCCCAGAAGCAGAAAGGGGGAAAGGCAGCAAAGGAACCUGAGAAAGACUGUGUGCUUUUCACCUGUGGGCAUCACUUCACAAACAAGGAUUUCAAGACCCGUGUAUUACCUCAAAUGGAGACAUCUGUGAUGUCGGUUCCUGGACUUCUGGGGAAGACAGCGAGAGUUCUUUUAGACCAGUAUCACAGCGACCAACCUGAGAUGGCCUGCCCACAUUGUGUGCUUGCUCAUCUCACAAUUAAGCUAACAAAGCACAAGCAAACCAACUAAGGGAAUGAUAAUCAGGACUGCUGUCUGAAGAGUGUGAUAACUUUUAUUUUAUAUUGAUUGUUUUUUUUUUUCUUCUUCUUCUUCUUCGUCUUUUUCUUUUUCUUUUGUUUUUUUUUUUCUCUCUCUCUCUUCUCCUCCUUCACCUCCUCCUCCUCCUCCUCCUCCUCUUCUUAGUGAUACUGUGGUUAGAAAUACAUAUAUUGUUUCUAUGAGAGGGAAAAGGUAGAGGUGUGGGGUCAUCAGAGGGGUUUUAGAUGACAUAUCGAGAGUAUUUUGAUUACAGUAUAGAAUGUAAUGGAUUUUUUUUUCUCUUUCUCUUUCUCUCUCUCUCUCUCUCUCUUUUUUUGAGGACUUAUUUUAGCAACACUCAAAGCACAAGGGCAAAAAAUAAUUUAGGCAGGAUUAGUCAUGGUCACAAGUGCUACUUAAUGUGAGGUAGUUUAGCCUCUGGAAAUAGAUUGUUUAUCUUCAAAUUAUUGUUUUAAGGAAAGGAUUUAUCUGACUAGGAUAAUGUCUGUAGUGACAAUUGUGUGUGGUGUGUUCAGAUACCAGAUUUUUCUAUAAACUUCAAGCUAGAGCUGAGUGUUUUUAACAAUUUAUAUAUAUAGGUAUAUAUAUAUAUAUAUAUAAAGAGUCUGGAAAAGCCAUGGUUAACAUCCAGACUUUGGAAAGUUGUGAUGUGUACUGCACUGUGAGACGAGUCACAGAGUCACAGGUGCAACCACAAAAAUUCCUUAGUAAUUCAUGAAUAUACAAAUAACAAGUGAAAUAAAUGUUAAUGAAAAGAACCUGAAGAUAAAAUUGAUAAAGGAAAACUUUCUGUUGACAGUAAGGAUAAUGGGUUCAGGGGAGAUUUUUAUGUAUAUAUCUUUUACAUCUCAAGAUAUCACUCACUUUGUAAUGCACUUUUACAAAUUCAUAAACAGGCAAGUAGACACAUUCAGACAUACAUGGACAUGCAAGCACAGCUUUUUAAUCCCCAUUUAAGUUUUCAUGCUGUCGUUUUCCUUACAUUUAUGAAUCUUCAAAGAAUGCUUUCAUUUAAAGGAUUGAUCCUUGUUCCGUGAGAUUAUUAGCUGAUUUUAAAUUACUUAAAAUUUUUCUCAAAGAGAUCUGGAUAUGGAGAUUAUACAGUUUUGACAGGCAGUGUGUAUACAUAGAGAACUAUUCAAUAGUUUGUCUAGUUGAUGUGAUUUGUACCAUACAGAUAUAGCCUCUUUCCAGGGUUAUAUCUAUGUGUUCAUUGAACUUGGAAAAUUGAAGAUAGAAAGCUUGGGCCAUAAUUAUGCAGGGCUAGAUACUUAUGCUUUGUGUGCAUGAUAAAAUGUGUGCAUACACUUAUGCAUGAAUGUUUUUAUGCUUAUGAGCUUUAGAUUUGUCUUUUCAGUAUUUUAGAUGUGAAAUCUUGUUUGAUGACCUGUGACAGUUCUAGAAAAUGGAAGAUGGACGGUAAAGAAAAUGGAGUGGGUAAAUGAGAGCUCUUUGUUUUAAAAAUUUCAGCAUCCUCUCCAAAUGAAAAUUCCUUGAAUCUAUGUGUCCUCUUUGGCUCUUUGUGAUUUUUCUAGGAAUUUGGAUAUUUGCAUGGUGUUGGAGAAAGGUGAUGGAGAGGAGUGCCUGUGUGAUACCAUUACCUUCAUGAAAACAUAAGAAAAACAAAACCAGAGGCAGACCAUUUCAAAUUCCCAUUUCACCUCUGACCAUAUGCAAAAGAGCAACAGUUUGUUCUGUACCGUUUGCAGUUCUUUUGAUAACAGCAACAACAAAAAACAGUAUACACACAAACAAGUGUCAUAGCAUUCAGAAAUAGUAUAGACUGAUCAAAAGUGGUGGAAACAGAUAUACAGACACAUUCACACAUAUAGCAUCCACAUGAAACAGAAUCCUCAUUUGCAGUACCUGUCUUUUGAUCUGAAUUAUUAUAUAUUCACUUGGAUUUCCAAUAUUAAUUUAGCAUCUGUGGCAAUGCAUACAGUCCUAAGCAAAUACUGAUUCUUAUGAUUUUUAUAUUGCUAUCUGACCAUAGCUAUAGUAAUAUCAUAGAUACCACAACAGCCUGUGAUUUGCAGUAUGUAUGAUGAUAUGCAUACAAUUUAUGUAAGUGCAUACAUAAUAUAUACAUAAUCUUAUUUGCAAGUUACUUGCUUCAGCAUCCUUUUGGCUGGCUAUUUUGAUUCUUUCCCGAUGCCCUAAUUGUCUGCGGUAUUCAGAAGAAUUAUGUGGCCAAGUGUCCUAUUUUGAUUUAACCAUGCCAUGGCCCCCUAAACAAAACAAAAUAUGUGUUUUGUUUUUUCUUGCUCCCUUGAUUGCUAGAGAGAUUUGCUGUCCCCGGAAGCUAUCUGGAACUCAUUUCUCUCUAGUUAUCUAUGACAUUUUCCUACCCAAUAUAUAAGAGAAGCAGAUGCUGCUUAGUAAGAUAGACAUUACAGCAUUAUGUUCUAGGUUUAGACAAUAAGAUAACUAUGGUUUUCUUAUUAUUUAUUGGUGCUAUUAAUUUCUUGCUCUUUUGUUAGAAGGUCUUUUAUUUUAAACUUGUCAGAUGCAUUUGAAGUUUAGACUAGAAGUUUAUCUAAUUUAGAUAAACCCUUAAGGAAAUAAGAUAAAUGUUUUUGUUUGUUUUUAUUCAUGAAGUUUUAUUUGGGAGGAAAAGGGAGGCAUAUAUACUUAAUGUUUUUUUCUUUCCUUCUUAUCUUUUUUGUAUCUAGAGAAAUUCUCUCAAGGAAGUAAACUGCUUUAUGUACUAUGGUACUUACAUACAUAUGUUUGUGUGUGUGUGUGUGUGUG